AUGUCGCACGAGCACGCAACGCACCACCGCGCCAAGUUCGCGGACCACAAACCCCAGCAAGAUGCAUAUGACUACGAAAUGCAGACCUACCAGAAAGGUCUCCAAUACGAACGCCCGCCUCUCACCUUCCAAGCCUCGAAAUGGGAAUCUCUAGCAUGUGACCGCAUGUCCGCCGAGUCAAAAGGCUACGUCUACGGCUCCGCGGGCUCGCGCGAAACAGACGACAAGAACAAGUCCGCGUUCAAGAAGUGGAGUAUCGUACCCAGGAGACUGACAGGUCACAAGAAGUUCCCUGACUUAACAACGGAAAUCUUCGGAGAGAAGCUGCAGGUCCCAAUUGCAAUGGCGCCUGUUGGUGUGUUAAGGAUCUUCAACCCCGAAGGCGAAGUCGCUGCUACAAAGGCCGCAGCAAAAGAAGCGGUGCCGUACAUACUCAGCACAGCAGCGAGCACGAGCAUCGAGGAUGUAGCAAAGGCAAACGGCGAAGACGGACAGCGAUGGUACCAGCUGUACUGGCCGAAUCGCGAACAUGACGAUAUAACCAUCUCCUUGCUGCAGCGGGCGAAGAAAGCGGGCUAUACGACGCUGUUCGUUACGCUGGAUACUUACCUCUUAGGUUGGCGGCCUUCGGAUAUGGACAAUGGGUUCAAUCCGUUCUUGCGAGCUGAUCAGAUUGGCGUCGCGCUUGGCUUUUCAGACCCGGUGUAUCGCAAGCAGUUCAAGGAGCAGAACGGGGCUGAGGUUGAGGAGAAGAUGGGUGAAGCGGCCGCGGGAUGGAUGCGCACUAUUUUCAACGGCUUCAGCCAUGGUUGGGAAGAUGUGAAAUUUCUGCAAGAGCAUUGGGAUGGUCCGAUCGUACUCAAGGGAAUCCAGAGCAUUGCCGACGCGAGGAAAGCUGCUGAGAUUGGCGUCCAAGGCAUCGUCGUCAGCAAUCACGGAGGCCGGCAGCAGGAUGGCGGUAACAGCAGCUUAGGCAUGCUCCCACACAUUGUUGAUGCCGUAGGCGACAAGCUGAAGAUCUUCUUCGACAGCGGUGUGAGAUCCGGAGCGGAUAUCGCAAAGGCACUUGCUCUGGGUGCAGACUGCGUGCUGGUUGGAAGGCCGUACGUUUACGGUCUGACAUUGGGCGGCGAGGGUGGAGUGAGCCAUGUGUUGAAGAGCUUGAUUGGAGACCUUGAGCUGACCUUGCACAUUGCGGGCAUUCCCAGUGUCAACAAGAAGGACCUCAACAGGGAGGUAUUGGUGAGAGAGGAAGCUCUCUUUGAGGGCAUCAAAGGGAUCAGCAUUCACUAG
Didymosphaeria variabile is the source of this 1293-nucleotide messenger RNA. RefSeq lists its product as uncharacterized. The coding region runs from base 1 to 1293 and encodes 430 amino acids. The transcript has 2 exons. The record is from RefSeq and is a predicted model, not a curated record. Gene Ontology annotation, molecular function: oxidoreductase activity; FMN binding. Lineage: Eukaryota; Fungi; Ascomycota; Dothideomycetes; Pleosporales; Didymosphaeriaceae.